This is a messenger RNA of Nannospalax galili (Upper Galilee mountains blind mole rat), 933 nucleotides long. Its product is annotated as olfactory receptor 145-like. Gene Ontology annotation, biological process: sensory perception of smell; G protein-coupled receptor signaling pathway. Lineage: Eukaryota; Metazoa; Chordata; Mammalia; Rodentia; Spalacidae. Gene Ontology annotation, cellular component: membrane. The transcript has a single exon. The record is from RefSeq and is a predicted model, not a curated record. Gene Ontology annotation, molecular function: olfactory receptor activity; odorant binding; G protein-coupled receptor activity. Bases 1 to 933 code for a protein of 310 amino acids.
AUGACUCUGGAAAAUGCCUCCUUGGUAAAGGAAUUCAUCCUGGUGGGGUUAACGGACCAACCAGAACUGCAAAUACCCCUCUUCUUACUCUUUCUGGUGAUGUAUAUGAUAACUGUAUUGGGGAAUUUGACUUUGAUUAUUCUAAUUGUGCUGAACUCUCACCUGCACACCCCCAUGUACUUUUUCCUCUUUAACUUGUCCUGCAUAGACCUCUGUUAUUCAUCUGUGGUUACACCUAAGAUGCUGAUGAACUUCAUACUAAGGAAGAACUUUAUCUCCUAUGUGGGAUGUAUGACCCAGUUCUACUUCUUCUGUUUAUUUAUCAUUUCUGAAUCUUAUGUGCUGACAUCAAUGGCAUAUGAUCGCUACGUGGCUAUCUGCAAUCCACUCUUGUAUAACAUUGCCAUGUCUCCUAAGGUGUGUUCCUAUCUUAUACUUUGUUCAUAUUUCAUGGGAAUUUCUGAUGCCAUGAUCCACACUGGAUGCUUGCUGAGAGUGGUUUUCUGUGGUAAGAACACCAUCAACCACUAUUUCUGUGAUCUCCUUCCAUUGCUGCAGCUCUCCUGCACUAGUACCUAUGCCAAUGAGAUGGAGAUGUUCAUUGUAGGAGGGAAAAACAUCAUUGUUCCCAGUGUCAUCAUCUUUACAUCUUACGGUUUCAUCCUCUCCAGCAUCCUCCAAAUAAGCUCCACUGAGGGCAAGGCUAAAGCCUUCAGCACCUGCAGUUCCCACUUGAUCGCUGUUUCUCUGUUCUUUGGAUCAGGUACAUUUUCGUAUCUCAAACCUUCUUCAGUUGGAUCUGUGGAUGAAGGAAAGAUAUCUUCUGUCUUUUACAGCAUUGUGGUGCCCAUGAUAAACCCGUUAAUCUAUAGCCUGAGGAACAAAGAUGUUAGAAAUGCCUUGAUAAAAACCUUAAAAAAGAGACAGUUUUAA